CCCUGGCAACAUAUUGAAGCUGGCAGUGUGUAAAUAUACAAAGGUCUUAGGUCUUCCUUUAUAUCAGGAUUCUGAUGUCAGGUCACAGUCACAUAGAUGCUUUUCACACCACCAUUAUAGAGUAAUUCAUGGAAUGAGGGGUGACUGGACAGAGAGAGAGGUUUGGAUGGAUUGAUGCAUGGAUGACAGAAUGGUGGACAGAUGAAAGGUUGCUGCUCUGGCAAGAGAUAGUGGGUUCACCCAUCUAUCCAUUAGUGGAGCUUUAACUAACCGAUAAAGGUGUAUUUUUUCAUUAAUUGUUCUUACAGUAGGUGAACUAGCCUCGUGCAGGAUGGACUUGGAUCCCCCACCUGUCCUCUUACCUGUACCUAGUCAAUCAUUAAUGUCUCUAGUCAGACAGGGAUUGUUCAGAUCAACACGGAAAUGACAGGACAAAAGCCUGUGGAAACCUCCCAACACCACAACCUCUCAUCUCCUGAUCCAGGGAAGUUACAAGGCGGACAGAGUGUAGUGCAACAUUACAUAUAGAAUGGGAAGAGGAGCCAACUGUAGCUGGAUUGGACCUGAGAUCCCUCUGUCAUCACAAAUCUUCAGGGUCAUUGAAGAUGAGCUCUGGCUCUUCCUCAUCCCGGCCGGCCUGGCUGUCAUUUUACUGGGGGUAUUUCUGGAGGAGGUCGGUUUCUUCCUGCGCCAUGUUUCCUCAUCCAGACGAAAACAGCUCUACCUGUGGAUAUUAGGAAUGUACCCGGUCUUUGCCUUGACCUCCCUUAUAGCACUGUACGUGCCACGCUCGUCCUCGCUCUGUAAUUUCAUUGCUUCACUGUAUCACUCCAUCACAUUGCUGAAAUUCAUGGGACUGAUCACAGACUUCUUUGGAGGGAAAGCUCGUAUGCUGGCUGCUUUGUCUGGACAGCAGGUAUCUCCAGAUCCCUUCCCCUGUUGCUGCUGCUGCUGUCUCCCAAUGGUGGCCCUAAACAGCAACAGCCGUGGCUGGAUGAUGGCUGCUGUGCUACAACUCUCUGUUGUCCGCAGCAUCUUGUUCUUUGUAACUCUGGUCCUCUGGACAGAUGAACAGUACGACUAUGGUAAUGUGGACUCAGUCAACCCCAACCUGUAUGUGAACGCUAUCAUAUGUGUGUCAACCUUCGUGUCUUUCUACGGUCACCUCCUGUUUUACAAAGCCACUAAGAGUGCUUUACAUGGAUAUGGACUGAGAGCCAAGUUCAUCUGCAUCAUUGCGGUGCUGGUGCUGUGUGGCCUGCAGAGUGGCAUCUUAGAGACCAUGGGUGCUCUGGAGGUCAUCCCCUGCACACCACCCUUCUCUGUCCUGACCAGGUCCCAGUUGAUCUAUCACUACUGUGUGAUUGUGGAGAUGUUCUGCAUUGGCCUGUAUGCCCGCCACACUUUCCGUAAGGUGGAGCUGAGUGUGGUGGAGGAUGUGGAGGGGCCUGUCGGUGUCUGGCAGAUGGAGAAAGCUGUUCAAACAGACGAUGUUCAGAUGUCUGGCCUGCUGUCAGAGCAGGCUCGGCCCAGCCGCUGCCUCGUCAGCACUUCCAAUCCCAGUUACAACAGUAACAGCGAGGACAGCCUGUGCAGAAUAGAGCAUGCACCUCUGGACGGUUUCCCUUUCCCCCAGGCCAGAAGUCAGCAGUCACGCAGGUCAGAGCCAAUGAAGCCCAGUUCUGCAGAGGAACCUGGUGUAGAUCUGACCCGCAUUACUGUCAGGGCUGAUAUUAACUAUCAGGACUCUAAGGAUGUCACUGUGGUUUGACCAGGUAUCGAAGACCUUUAACAAAAUACUGAAUACAGAAGGACUGAAGCCUGAGGACUUGUCUGGAGAACUGCACACCCUGUACCAUGAUAAAUAGGGCUUAAACCAUCACACAUUCUUACCUGACAUAUAGGAAAUUUUGCGAGGGUCUUCAAUUUCCAUCUCCCUCAUUUUUAGCUCACAGUUUUAUGGUUUGAACGCACCCAACUGCACCGAGCUGCUGCAGGAUGAGGAAAUAUUCACCCUAGAUGUGUCUUUUGUUGCACAUUCUUGAUAGUUUUUGUUUUGCAGUUGUUUACUCCACACACAUUAAUUGUGAUAAUUUGUGGAAAAUCAAAGACUUGAUGAAUAAUGUAUGAGAACAUAUAACCUAAGGAUUUCAAAGGGCUAGAAACUGUUGCACCUUGAAAUCCUGUGUUCAUUGCAUCGCUGCAUGCACCAACAUUGCUUCUCCUUGAUCUACUGUGGCUUUGAUUGUACCUCAUUUAUACAUAGCUCUGAACAAAAGUGUCAGCCAAACAAAAAAUCCCAAAUAUAACAGCUUGUACACUGGCCCCACAUUAUUUAUAGUGAAACCAAAAUCAAAUUGCAUCUCUGUUUUUUGUGCUAUAGCAUACAGUAUCUGCUGUGUAAAUCACAUGUCCUGUGCUCUCCUUUAAGAAAAGAAAUUUGCAUUUCAUAUUGUUUUGGUUUCACGAUUGUUUCCCAUGUCCAUGCAUUCACCAGUCACAAUGUCAGGAAUCAGGAAACGUUUAUUGUCAUUCCACAAGUGCAACGAAAUUGUAUUCGGUUACAACCCGUCCCAGAGGACACAAAGGAAUAAAAGACAGUACAAAUAAUUGACAUUGGAAGACAGGGACAGGAGGACCAUGAUGCA
Molecule: messenger RNA, 2648 nt
Organism: Chelmon rostratus (copperband butterflyfish)
Lineage: Eukaryota; Metazoa; Chordata; Actinopteri; Chaetodontiformes; Chaetodontidae
Product: organic solute transporter subunit alpha
Exons: 8
Coding region: 530-1771 (413 amino acids)
Biological process (GO): transport
Molecular function (GO): transporter activity
Source: RefSeq, a predicted model, not a curated record